AUGGCACAGACCACACUAUCAAGUAUCUUGCACUACGCCUCAUUGGAUCUCACACCCUAUGAAUUCCUCUACAAACACUUCCACAGCAACCCGGAGCUCUCCCUGCAAGAACGCGCCACCUCGGAAAAGAUAGCCGCACAUCUACACAAGCUAGGCGCCUACGAGCUGCACACCCACAUUGGCGGGUACGGCCUGGCCGGCGUCUUCCGAAAUGGACCGGGAAGGACGAUCCUUCUCCGUGCGGAUAUGGACGCCCUCCCCGUGCAGGAACUCACGGGCCUUCCGUACGCAAGCACCGUGCGCAUGCGCGACGCCGACGGGGUCGAGAAGCCUGUUAUGCAUGCGUGCGGACACGAUAUGCACAUGACGUGCCUACUCGCUGCGGCGGAGACACUGGUGCGGAUCCGGGACUCGUGGAGCGGGACGCUGAUUGUAUUGUUUCAGCCGAAUGAGGAGCGCGGGGCGGGCUCGCAGGCGAUGGUUGAUGAUGGGCUUUAUGAGAAGAUCCCCAAGCCUGAUUUUGUCUUUGGGCAGCAUGUUAUGAGGCUUCGGGCUGGGACGAUCGGGUCAAGACAGGGCACGAUUAUGGCGGCUUGUGAUAGUAUGAAGGUUACGGUCUUUGGGCGCGGCGGGCAUGGCUCGUUACCGCAUUACACGGUUGAUCCGGCGCUGCUGGCUGCGCAUAUUGUCGUGCGACUGCAGGGGAUCGUGAGCCGCGAGGUUGAUCCGAGUGAUCUGGCGGUUGUGACUGUGGGUAGUCUGCAGGCCGGGCAGACGGAGAACAUCAUUGCGGAUCGGGCGGAGAUUGGGCUUGAUUUCCGGACGGUGAAGCUCGAGACGCGCGAGAAGGUCAUCGCUGCGAUCAAGCGGAUUGUCGAGGCCGAGUGCGCGGCCAGUGGCUCACCCAAGCCGCCAGUCUUUACUCCGACGAGGCGCUUCCCGCCUACGAAUAAUGACCAUGAAGUCGCUGCUGUUCUGGCCGCUUCCUUUGCUGAGCAUUUCCAAGGUGACUUUAAUCCCGACACCGAGCGGACGAAUGUCAGUGAGGAUUUUCCGACACUGGCAACAGCCAUCGGUGUCCCAUCUGUCUUCUGGUUCCUUGGGGGGAUUGACCAUGCGCUGUGGGAUCAGGGGCAGACAGAGGAGAUUCCAGGCAACCACUCUGCGCUGUUCGCGCCGGUAAUCCAUCCAACAUUGAAGGCCGGCGUGGAUGCAUUAUGCAUUGCAGCCUUGACGUUUCUGAGGAAAUAG
Molecule: messenger RNA, 1251 nt
Organism: Aspergillus calidoustus
Lineage: Eukaryota; Fungi; Ascomycota; Eurotiomycetes; Eurotiales; Aspergillaceae
Source: the annotation of a GenBank genome assembly